AUGGCCAAAGCCGACUCCGCCAUGAACCGCCUCGACGAGCUGCGCCUACAGCGCGAGCUCAAGGAGAACCCCGCGAACCAUGGCUUCGACGUUAUCACCUGCCGCAAGCUCGAACCCAAGGCGGGGGAAAAGCUUGUCGCUCGCGCUAUCGUGUAUACGCAGCCGAACUUCGGCGGGUGGAAGCUGCUGAAGGAGGGUACGACUUCGUGCUACGGGGUCGUUCCUUUGUUCCAGGAGUUUUCGAAGGAACUGGAGCGCGAGAUGGCGGUUGUAUCUGGAGGUAUGAGAGCUGGAGACUUUUAUCACGGGCGGGAGGAAGGGAGUUUGAUAUGA
Molecule: messenger RNA, 333 nt
Organism: Trematosphaeria pertusa
Lineage: Eukaryota; Fungi; Ascomycota; Dothideomycetes; Pleosporales; Trematosphaeriaceae
Exons: 3
Coding region: 1-333 (110 amino acids)
Source: RefSeq, a predicted model, not a curated record